Pediculus humanus corporis (human body louse) is the source of this 906-nucleotide messenger RNA. RefSeq lists its product as uncharacterized. Bases 1 to 906 code for a protein of 301 amino acids. Lineage: Eukaryota; Metazoa; Arthropoda; Insecta; Psocodea; Pediculidae. The record is from RefSeq and is a predicted model, not a curated record. The transcript has 6 exons.
AUGUCGAGUCGAAUAAUUCGCGAGACGGGAUAUUUUGGACCAUGGCAAGUGUGCAAAAAACUUCCCUACAAUCGAGAAAAAUGCGGUACGGAAGCCAACACGUUCGAACCCAUAGCGGCCGUGUAUUUUGCUGGAAUCGCUGCCGCGUUCGGCGUGACAUUCCUCGGUCUUUUCUGCAUUUUGAGCGUCGUUCAAAUGGCGAUGGUCACGCAAAAGGACAAAGUCAUGAUAAAAUAUUCGAGAUGCGUCGCCAUAAAACUAGUUUUAGCUAUUUUAUCAACAAUUCUUGCCAUCGUGUCAGCAGGUUUGUUCGCUCUACAAACAGAUGACCGAAAAAACAAUUUUCGUAUAACGCGGGGAGAAUCUUUCUACCUCCAGAUUUUGUUAAUAAUAUUAAAUUUUAUAUUAUUCGUGGCUUCCUUAUACGAUUUUUUAUUUUCCCGAAGAUUGGGAGGUGAUCCGACAAUGGCGACGAGAGAUCCCGGAGGCGAAGCCGCGACAACUUAUAACAAUCCACAUUUUCGAGAGGAUUCAAAUAAAAAUCACGCCGGGAUUCAGGGGAUUCGAGAAAAAGAGGAGGAAAAAAUGAAAACAAUAAAAAAAUACAUAAUGAAAUUUUUUUUUUUAAAAGGGAUUUCAAUGACGGAUGCAAGCGGUAAACCAUACGCGAGAUCUCCGACGUAUAACGGAUCCCUGGCAUCGGUGACGACGAUGACGACGACGACGAGCAACGGGUCGUCGGUCACGAGAUCACCGUUGAGAUCGAGUUUGAAAAAACCCAGGCCGCCGCCGGGAGAUUCAUCCCUCGGGAUACACAAUCCGGGAUUCAGUCAAGGGAGUCCGACGAUGCAAAGAAACGGAAGCGUUAAAAAAGUCAGAAUACAAACUCACAGCACGGCCGUUUAA